GUUCCCCUUUAAUCAUUUUCUUUUUCUUCUUCUUCUUCGUCUUCCAUUAAAGGGGCCGUGGGAUUUCGCUCUCUUCCUUCGACUCUUCUCCCGCACCAGCCGAGGAAUCCAAACCCAUCCCUCGAGACCCUUCUCGCAGCUCCCCCCCUUCCCUUCACCCGAAGAACGGAGCAGGAGAAGGGAAGAAGAAAGAAGAAGCAGCAGCAAAAAUGGCGCAGGCAGUAGAGGAAUGGUACAAGCAGAUGCCCAUCAUCACCCGCUCUUAUCUCACCGCCGCCAUCAUCACCAACAUCGGCUGCUCUCUCGAGAUAAUAUCACCUUACAAGCUUUACUUGAACCCUGGAUUGGUGUUUAAACAGUACCAAUUCUGGCGUCUCAUCACCAAUUUCCUCUACUUCCGAAAGAUGGACUUGGACUUCCUGUUCCAUAUGUUUUUCCUCGCUCGGUACUGCAAGCUUCUGGAAGAGAACUCCUUCCGGGGGAGGACAGCGGACUUCUUCUACAUGCUCUUGUUCGGAGCCAGUGUCUUGACAAGCAUUGUUCUUAUCGGGGGAAUGAUACCUUAUGUCUCAGAAUCAUUCGCCAAGAUCAUAUUUCUUAGCAAUUCACUGACCUUCAUGAUGGUAUAUGUGUGGAGCAAGCAAAAUCCUUUCAUCCACAUGAGCUUCUUGGGGCUGUUCACUUUCACUGCAGCUUACCUACCAUGGGUUCUUCUGGGGUUCUCAGUCCUCGUCGGUGCGAGUGCUUGGGUGGAUUUAUUGGGAAUGAUCGCAGGACAUGCCUACUAUUUUCUCGAGGAUGUAUACCCAAGGAUGACUGGGCGUCGGCCCCUGAGGACUCCUUCGUUCAUCAAGGCCCUGUUUGCGGAUGACCCCGUGGUGGUUGCUCGGCCUGCAAACGUCAGAUUUGCCGCUCCCCCUGCCGAAGAAAUCCACCAGGACUAAACAUCGUGUGGAGCACUCCCAAUACAGACGCUGUGGAUUAAUCAAUUAUAUCUCCACCCCAUGUUAAAUUUCCUAGAGCUGAGGAUAGGCAAGGUUAGCGCGGUUAAAGAUUCCGGUGGGCCGUUUUGUGAGUCAAGGACAAAACCCAGGUUUUAUCUCACGACGGUGGCUCCUGAAUCGGAUGCUUUUGUAAUUAAGUUUUUACUCAUAAUACCUUAAAAACUCUUCUUUUUCUUUUGCUUUUGACGAUCUACUCAUUGUAUAUGAUUAAAGUGCUGGCGAUGGUACUGGUGAAUUUGAGAGCCUGGUGUAAACAAGGAGAUCUGCGGUUUUGGGGAUA
Messenger RNA from Punica granatum (pomegranate), 1284 nucleotides. NCBI's taxonomy places the organism in Eukaryota, Viridiplantae, Streptophyta, Magnoliopsida, Myrtales, Lythraceae. The record is from RefSeq and is a predicted model, not a curated record.